GGUGGUCUCGGUAAGAGCCCGUCGCAGAAGCUAACCGUUGCUGACCAUGGCGGGCGACGAAUCGCCAAUGCAGUGUCAUUUCCGCCUGAAGGUGGUCAACUGGGAGGAUCUUGACACGUCAGCGUCCACGCAUCCCGAUGACGUGGCACGCGGAAGCACCGUCAGUGCCAGCAGAGCAGUGGCACGGCCGCUGUCCGAGCUGGCAGGGCGGCAGUGCGGUGUACACCCGUCGGAUUGGGCGGCUAUCAGGGACACGUGGCAGCAGGCGGAAGCAGAAGGAUUAGGGGGGAAUCUGAACGCGCGGGGAAGGCGCGCGAUGGGGAAAGGCGCAGCAGGCGGAGGGAUCAUGAAAGGAGGGGCGGGGACGGAGGAGGGGGAUGGGGAGCAGAUAUACCUGGUGCAGAAGGGUGGCAGCGAUGGGGUGCUUGCAGUCAUCCCGCACCCAGGUGUCCCUCCAGCCGCCAUGGCCCUCUCUGCCGUACACCGAUUCAACCUGCACCUCGCGUCUGACAUUCGUUAUGAGUUUGAGGUGUUUGUUCCGCCUCCAAGAUUCGCUCUCCAAGAUGUGACUCUGGAGGUUCGGAUUCUGCUAGGGGGCGCUGCUGGCAUGGAGAAGGGGGGUAGUGAGGGUAGUGGGGGAGAGGAGGAGGAGGAAGAAGGGGAGGAGGAGGAAGAGGAGGAGGAGGAAGAGGAGGAGGAGGAAGAGGAGGAGGGGUGCCUAUCCCUGGACGCAGCAGAUCUAUGCGAUCAACUCCACCGGCUCUUCCACCAUCAAGUCCUCACAGUGUCCCACACGCUGGUGAUGUCUGCUCGUGGGAAGGAGCUGGCCGUUCGAGUGGCGGAGGCAAACAACCUGAGCGAGGAUGAGCGGGACGAAGCAGUGCUGUACCAUUGCUACAGAGGCAUGCUCACAAAUGACACUCAAAUACACCUUGUACCCGAUACAGGCAUAGAGCUAGCCAACUGGACACCCAAACAGGCCGCAACAAGCCCUGGCCCAAGUAAAGUUGUAAAUCUCCUCUCGUCAGACGACGAGCUCUUUCCAGUCAAGAAAGCCCUUCUCCGACCGUGCCUUGCACUUACUAAGGCAGUUCAAGACACUGGCCCCGAGCCCCCAACAGUCCAAGUGGGUGUGGAGUGCUUGCUGCUGGACCGAGUGCUGCUUUUCUUGGAGGCAGACUUCAAGGGUGAAGCAGAGAGCUUUCAGUUUGACAUCAACCUUACCCAGGAGUUGAGGGAAGCAGCUGCAUGCUUGAAGCUCAAGAGCCUGGCUGACCUGUGUGACCAGCGCCUGGGCCUCUUUGAGUCUCGCAUACGUGAAUAUUCCUUUGCCGAGGUGGCAGAGCGCAAUGCGAGUGGCAACUGUUGGCUGCUUCUGGAUGGCAUGGUGCUGGAUGUAACCAGGUGGUUACCAGAGCACCCAGGAGGCGAUACAAUCAUCCCAACUCAGGGACUCAACAGGGACUGCACUGUAUUCUUUGAGCUGUACCAUUCGUCGAGGGAAUCGUUUCUUUACCUCAGGCAUUUUUACAUGGGCGAGCUGAAAGAGGAAGACAAGGUGAAGUUGGCGGAGCAAGAAGACCAGCAACCAUCAGCGGAAUUCAUGCAGCAAUUGUGGGAGUACACCCACUCGUUUCGCCUCCAUGGAACCACAAUCAGGAAUUUGUAGGAGGUGUGGCCCAGCCAAAUUUAUCUAAAACGAUUUUUUUCAAGUUACCACUGUGGUUCAAGAUAAAGACUGAGGUUCGGU
Molecule: messenger RNA, 1750 nt
Organism: Closterium sp. NIES-67
Lineage: Eukaryota; Viridiplantae; Streptophyta; Zygnematophyceae; Desmidiales; Closteriaceae
Source: the annotation of a GenBank genome assembly